CACAAGUUUCCACCAGCACGAUGCCGGCGAACGAGCAGCCAACGUCGGCGAAGUCUCUACCUACGGACAACUGGCCGACCUCAACGACGCGUCUCCAGCAUGAAACUGAGUCGCUGUGUACGUCGUUUUUUGUUCGGUUGGAGACGCUGCCCCAGCACGAGCUCGAGCAGCUCCAAGCCGCGGGAUUUCUGAACGAUCGGUUCGAAGUUCGCCUGCUCCGAGAGAAGCACGUGCCGUACUUGGUGCGCGGUCUCGAGUACCUCCCUCCAGGCUUUGCGUCGAUGGAUGCAUCUCGCCCUUGGUUCAUGUACUGGAUCUUGCAUUCCCUGGAGUUGCUCGACGACGAAGCCGACGUUGCUGCAUUUGCAUCUCGUUGUAUCAACACGAUCCAGCGUUGUUGGUGCUCCCAGCUCGAGAACAAAGGAGGAUUUGGCGGCGGAAUUCUUCAGCUAGGCCAUUUGGCCACGACAUAUGCGUCUUGCUUGGCCCUAGCGAUCAUUGGGACUGCCGAAGCAUACGCCAUCGUCGACCGGCCAGCUUUGCUUGCAUUCUUCCUCUCUCUGAAGGAUCCAGAAACUGGAGCAUUCCGCGCGCAUGACCACGGGGAGCUUGACGUUCGGACUACCUACUGCGCCAUUUCGAUCGCGGCGCUGUAUGGCAUCCUCACGCCGGAGCUCACAUUCGGGGUCGUGGACUUCGUCAAGGCAUGUCAGACGUACGAAGGAGGCUUUGGGCCGUUUCCAUUUCAAGAGGCGCAUGGCGGGUACAACUUUUGCGCCGCGGCCAUCCUGAGCAUCUUGGACGGAUGGGACGCGAUCGACGAAGAUGCUUUGGUGGUUCGUCUAGACACAAUCCGUUCUUAUGGCGCCGUGUGCAAGCUCGAACUUAUACUGUGAACAGCACUACAUUGCGCAUCGGCAAAUGGCCGUCGAAGGAGGAUACCAAGGCCGCACGAACAAACUUGUGGACGGGUGCUACAGUUUCUGGCAAGGCUCAGUGCCUGCGCUGCUUUCGCUCAAGCGAGGCCAUUACGUGAGCAACACAGAAGCCCAUCAAAAGUACAUCCUCCUCUGCGGCCAGCAAAUCGAAGGGGGACUCCGGGACAAACCCGGUAAAUCCCGCGACCACUACCACUCGUGCUACGUUUUGAGUGGGCUGGCCGUGGCACAAACGUAUGGGGACAAAGUGGUCGGGGCUGGGACAAACAAGUUAAUCCCAACCCACCCAGCCUUCAACAUUGGAUGGGACAAAGUCCUCCGCAUCCAAACGCACUUUGGGAUAUUGGGAAAUACACACAUAGAUCCGAUGGAGUAAACUCAAGAAUGGGAAAAACGAGGUGUCUAC
Aphanomyces invadans is the source of this 1344-nucleotide messenger RNA. RefSeq lists its product as hypothetical. NCBI's taxonomy places the organism in Eukaryota, Oomycota, Saprolegniomycetes, Saprolegniales, Verrucalvaceae. Bases 21 to 896 code for a protein of 291 amino acids. Gene Ontology annotation, biological process: protein farnesylation. Gene Ontology annotation, cellular component: protein farnesyltransferase complex. Gene Ontology annotation, molecular function: protein farnesyltransferase activity. The record is from RefSeq and is a predicted model, not a curated record. The transcript has 4 exons.